AUGCCUCUCAACAUAAGAGACCACGCCCGCCUGUACGGCUCCGCAGCCCUUGCGGUCGCCUUCUUCACAGGUAUCCUCGUCACUCUCGGCUUCAAAGACGUCUAUCCAGAUCUUGAAAGGAGGUACAAAGCCUCCAAGAAGAAGAAGUCAUAUCCACGCCCCCGGCGCAACUCAAAUGCAUCCAUCCUCACCUACGACCCGCGACGCAGCAGCAUCUUCUACGGCGACCCUGUUCAGCUAGAAGACCACGAGUCCGACAAUGGCUAUAAUUUCACAGACUCGAUGGGUGCCGGCCUGCCCAUCAUCUCAGACGGCAUCGAGUCCACCAUCGGCCACACGCCGCUCAUCCGCCUCAAGGCCCUAUCGGCCCUGCUGGGCAGAACGAUCCUCGCCAAGGCCGAGUUCCUGAACGGCUGCGGCAACUCGCCCAAGGACCGCGUCGCCCUCUCCAUGAUCCUGACGGCCGAGCAGGCCGGGCUCCUGGUCCCGCACAGGGGCGACACCAUCUACGAGGGCACGGUCGGGUCGACGGGCAUCUCGCUCGCGACGCUGGCGCGCGCGAGGGGCUACCGGUGCCACAUCUGCAUGCCCGACGACCAGUCGCACGAGAAGAGCGACCUGCUGCGCCAGCUGGGCGCCGCCGUCGAGCGCGUCGCGGUCGCGCCCAUCACGAGCCCCGGCCACUUUGUCAACCUGGCGCGGCGGCGCGCCGCCGAGCACGAGGGCGCCCACCGCGACGGCAGCGUCGGCUUCUUCGCCGACCAGUUCGAGUCCGAGGCCAACUGGACGGCGCACCUGCGCAGCACGGGGCCCGAGAUCUUUGCGCAGACGGGCGGCGUGCUCAAUGCGUUCGUCGCGGGCGCCGGCACCGGCGGCACCAUCAGCGGCGUCGCGCGGUACCUCAAGGAGGAGGCCAAGAUGGGCGACGAGGUGCGGGUGGUGCUGGCCGACCCGCAGGGCAGCGGGCUGUACAACAAGGUCAAGUUCGGCGUCAUGUACUCGCCCACCGAGCGCGAGGGGACCCGGCGGCGGCAGCAGGUCGACUCGAUCGUCGAGGGCGUCGGGGUCAACCGCAUAACUGAGAACUUCGAGGCCGGGAGGGAGCUGAUCGACGACGCGGUCAAGGUCACGGACGAGCAGGCCUGCAGGAUGGCGCGGUGGUUGGUCGAGAACGAAGGCAUCUUCGCUGGUAGCAGCAGCGCCGUCAACCUUGUCGGGGCGGUGGUGACGGCCUUGAGCCUGCCUGAGGGGAGCACGGUCGUCACUAUACUGUGUGAUUCGGGACAGAGGCACCUGAGCAAGUUUUACAAGAAGAUCGCUGAGAUGGGACUGGAGGAAGAGCAUGGGUCUCUGGAUUUGCUUGCACUACUGGGACUUGAAAGCCGCGACAGGUAA
Messenger RNA from Diaporthe amygdali, 1395 nucleotides. RefSeq names its product cysteine synthase 2. Gene Ontology annotation, molecular function: cysteine synthase activity. The transcript has a single exon. The record is from RefSeq and is a predicted model, not a curated record. NCBI's taxonomy places the organism in Eukaryota, Fungi, Ascomycota, Sordariomycetes, Diaporthales, Diaporthaceae. The coding region runs from base 1 to 1395 and encodes 464 amino acids. Gene Ontology annotation, cellular component: cytoplasm.